Molecule: messenger RNA, 1833 nt
Organism: Fomitiporia mediterranea MF3/22
Lineage: Eukaryota; Fungi; Basidiomycota; Agaricomycetes; Hymenochaetales; Hymenochaetaceae
Product: cytochrome P450 monooxygenase pc-bph
Exons: 6
Coding region: 58-1710 (550 amino acids)
Molecular function (GO): iron ion binding; oxidoreductase activity, acting on paired donors, with incorporation or reduction of molecular oxygen; heme binding
Source: RefSeq, a predicted model, not a curated record
CUGAGAGUUAUCAGCUUCCAGUUCUCGCAUUUGUACUCUUCCCACAAGUGAAAACUCAUGAUAGCAAGCAUUUUCUACUCCACCUUCUUCACGAAGUAUCUCUGGAUAUGUGCAGGCCUCACGGCUGGUUUCCUCGUCGUGCAUGUGGUACCGUACUUGCUCGACAAGCAUCAUAUUAGGAGAAAUGGCAUUACUGGCCCCUUCCUCGCUAUGUUUUCGGAUGCCUGGCUCGGAUGGGUAGCCGCACAGGGACGCCGUGCCGAAGUGGUUCACGAGAAACAUAAGAAAUAUGGUAAAUUUGUGCGACUGGCACCCAACCAUGUUUCCAUUGCUGAUCCAGAAGCGAUUGGCGAUAUAUAUGGGCACGGAAAUGGAACACUGAAAACAGACUUUUACGAUGCUUUUAUUUCCAUCGGUGUCACUGUCUUCACUACCCGCUCACGAGAAGAACACACGAGAAAACGCAAGGUCAUAUCACACGGCUUCUCUCAGAAAAGCGUGUCGGAAUUCGAGCCGUACAUCCGCCUCCAUGUCUCUGAACUCUUCGAACAAUGGGAUGAGCUAUACGAUGGUGGUAGAAAGGGACUCACAGGCGUCGAAGGUGAGGGAGGCUGGAAGGGACACGAUGGACGUGUGUGGUUCAAUGCUAUGCCUUGGUGCAACUAUCUGGCGUUUGAUAUCAUUAGUGACCUAGCUUUUGCACUUCCAUUUGGUAUGCUACGUAAUGCGAAGGAUGCUGCACUGACAGCUGUAGACCAGAAGGCGGCAAUGUCCGAGAAUGGUCAAGUAAAUACAGAUAUGCAGGACAUAGAGAAGCCAGUUGUAGCCGUUAGGGAAGUUCCUGCAGUGAAGGUACUAAAUGGUCGAAGCGAGUAUUCUGCUUCGAUGGGCGUCCUUCCUCCAUGGUGGCGUCCGAUUGUGCGCCUCCUGCCCUGGUAUGCGGAUGGUAGCCAGGAUGUAGAAGACCUGGCGGGUCUCGCAGUUGCAGCCGUCGCGAAAAGGCUGGCGAUCCCGACGGACAGGACAGAUUUACUGAGUAAACUCCAGCAAGGUCGACACGAGGACGGGAGGCCGCUGAAUCGUGAGGAACUCACUGCUGAUGCUCUGACACAGCUCAUAGCUGGGUCUGAUACGACGGCAAACUCGUCAUGUGCUGUUUUGUACCAUAUUAUCUCCAGUCCUCGUGUGCAGGCUAAACUGCAGAAAGAACUCGAUGAAGCGCUUGCUUCAUUGGAUGACCCUGUGGCGAGCUACGAUCUGGUCAAGCACUUGCCAUACCUCGAUGCUGUGAUUCAUGAAGGACUUCGCGUGCACUCAACGUCAGGUAAUGGACUUCCUCGCCUCGUUCCUGAGGGCGGACUCACUGUCUGCGGAAAGUGGUUCCCUGCAGGCACAGUCCUCAGCGCUCCAACAUAUACGAUUCAUCGCGAUCCCAAGGUGUGGGGAGAGGAUGCCGAUGUCUUCCGUCCCGAGAGGUGGCUUGAACGCGGCCAAGCUACUUUGCUGAAGGCAUUCAAUACGUUUUCAUAUGGACCGAGAGCAUGCAUCGGACGCAACGUUGCGACAAUGGAACUGUUUAUUAUCGUCUCUUCCAUUUUCCGUCGCUAUGAAUUUGUCCUUGAAGAACCGCACAAGCCACUCGAGGUACACGAAGGAUUCAUACGAAAGCCGAUGGCGUGUCGAGUUGGCAUGAAACGUCGCAACGUCUGACGUUGACUUAAGUAUCCGAUCAGAACGAUGGUUAGGCAAUCCGUGUGUCGAGUUUACCCGAUGAAUCAGGAUAAGUCCUUGUAAACAGUGAAGUAGUUUUGUCCAAGUGUGCAUAUUAAUAAC